Molecule: messenger RNA, 1744 nt
Organism: Dictyostelium purpureum
Lineage: Eukaryota; Evosea; Eumycetozoa; Dictyosteliales; Dictyosteliaceae
Product: 6-phosphogluconate dehydrogenase
Exons: 2
Coding region: 175-1638 (487 amino acids)
Biological process (GO): pentose-phosphate shunt; pentose-phosphate shunt, oxidative branch
Cellular component (GO): cytosol
Molecular function (GO): NADP binding; phosphogluconate dehydrogenase (decarboxylating) activity
Source: RefSeq, a predicted model, not a curated record
AAUUAUACACAUAUUAUAAAUUAAUAACUAAUAAUAAUAAUAAUAAUAAUAUAAUUAAUAAAAAUAAUUAAUAAUAAUUAAAUAAAUAAAUUUAUUUAUCUUUUCUCUUUUUCUACAAACAAAAUAUUUUUUUUUUAAACUUUAUUAAUAAAUUAAAUAUAUAAAUCAUAUAAAAUGUCAGCUGAUAUUGGUUUAAUUGGUUUAGCCGUUAUGGGUGAAAACUUAGUAUUAAAUAUGGAAAGUCGUGGUUUCACCGUCGCCGUUUACAAUAGAACUACAGCUAAAGUUGACGAAUUUGUCGAAGGUAGAGGUAAAGGUAAAAAGUUUGUUGGUUGCCAUUCAUUAGAAUCCUUAGUUAAAAAUUUAAAGACUCCACGUAGAGUUAUGAUGAUGGUCAAAGCUGGUGAAGUUGUCGAUCAUUUCAUUAACCUCCUUGUCCCAUUAUUAGAAAAAGGUGAUAUUAUUAUCGAUGGUGGUAACAGUCUCUACACCGACUCUGAUCGUCGUACUAAAGACCUCGCUGCUAAAGGUCUCUUAUUCAUCGGAACUGGUGUUAGUGGUGGUGAAGAAGGUGCUCUCCACGGUCCAUCAAUUAUGCCAGGUGGUAACCCAGCUGCUUGGGAACAUGUCAAACCAAUCUUCCAAGCUAUUUCCGCUAAAGUUCAACCAGGUGACCAACCAUGUUGUGAUUGGGUUGGUGAUGGUGGUGCUGGUCAUUACGUUAAAAUGGUUCACAAUGGUAUCGAAUAUGGUGACAUGCAAUUAAUCAGCGAAGCCUACUUUAUCUUAAAACAUUAUAUUGGUCUCAACAAUGAUGAAUUACAACAAACUUUCACUAAAUGGAAUAAAACCGACCUCGAUAGUUAUUUAAUCGAAAUCACUGCUGAUAUCUUUGCCAAAAAAGAAGAUGGCAAAUAUGUUGUCGAUAAUAUUUUAGAUUCAGCUGGUCAAAAAGGUACUGGUAAAUGGACUGCCAUUAAUGCUUUAGAAAUCGGUAUCCCACUUACUUUAGUUGGUGAAUCAGUAUUUGCUAGAUGUCUUUCAUCAUUAAAAGAAGAAAGAGUUAAAGCCUCAACCAUCCUUCCAGGUCCAAAACCAGAAAACUGUGGUAACAAAUUUACUGGUGAUAAAGAUAAAUUCAUUGAAUACGUUAGACAUGCUCUCUUUGCAUCAAAAUUAGUUUCAUAUGCUCAAGGUUUCACUAUGAUGAGAGCUGCUGCUAAAGAAUACAAAUGGAAACUUAACUAUGGUAACAUUGCUUUAUUAUGGAGAGGUGGUUGCAUUAUUAGAUCUACUUUCCUUGGUAAAAUUAAAGAUGCUUUCGAAAAAGAUUCUGAAUUAGAUAAUCUUUUAUUAGAUCCAUGGUUCACCGAUAAGAUGUGUGCUGCUCAAGAAGGUUGGAGACAAGUUUGUUCCGCUGCUGUCUUAAGUGGUAUUGCUACCCCAGCUUUUUCAGCUGCUCUCGCUUAUUAUGAUGGUUAUAGAACUGCUAAUCUCCCAGCCAACCUUGUUCAAGCUCAAAGAGAUUACUUUGGUGCCCACACCUUUGAAAAACUCGAUCAACCAAGAGGACAAUUCUUCCAUGUCAAUUGGUCUGGACGUGGUGGAAACACUUUCUCAAGUCAAUACAAUAUUUAAAGAAAGUAAUUACUUUUUUUAAAUUAAUCAUUUUAGUAGUAUCUCUUUAAUUUUGUAAGAAAAAAUAAUAAAAUAAAAUUAAAUUUCAUUUAAAUAUUUAUUUCCU